AUGUCGAUUAAACUGCAGAAAGGUCUCAUUACAAUAUUUGAGAAAGUGCUAAAUAGCUGUAUGCUCAUCUGGACUCAUUCAGACAAGGGAGACAAAAAAGAAGUUCAAGGAUCCCAAUGCACCCAAGAGGCCUCCUCUUGUUUUGUCCGGAGUAUCGCCCCCAAAUCAAAGGAGAGAUGUGGAAUAAUACCUUAUGAGAAGAAGGCUGCUAAGCUGAAGGACGAAAAGGAUAUCGCUGCCUACCAGGCUGAAGGAAAGCCCGAUGCAGCAAAAAACGGAGUCAUCAAGGCUGAGAAAAGCAAGAACAAGAAGGAAGAUGAGGAAGAAGAAGAAGAGGAGGAGGAUGAAGAGGAUCAAGAUGAAGGAUAA
Chrysochloris asiatica (Cape golden mole) is the source of this 369-nucleotide messenger RNA. RefSeq names its product ribosomal biogenesis protein LAS1L-like. The coding region runs from base 1 to 369 and encodes 122 amino acids. The transcript has 5 exons. Lineage: Eukaryota; Metazoa; Chordata; Mammalia; Afrosoricida; Chrysochloridae. The record is from RefSeq and is a predicted model, not a curated record.